AGAAAGAGCGCGCGUGUGUGAUUUGUUUGUGUAUCCUCAGCGGUUUUCUCUCUUGAGUGUAAACAGAGUCUUGCCUCUGAGGAUUUUAGCGUUGAUGAUGAGUAAACAGAGCUUACAUGAGGAUCAAACCUCCACAGAGUCUCUGGAUUCUGUCUGUAACGCUGGAGAACAGCAGCAGAUCCUGCAGACCAAACUGAAGAUGUGUUCAGUCAAACUCAUCGACUGCAGGGACAUCAUGAUGAAAAUAAAAACUAAACCCACAAAAGAGAAAGAUCACACUAAGGCAUCAGAUGUGAAGAGUGAUUCAUGUUUGGAUAUAGAAAUAACGUCCUCAACAUCAAAAGAGCGACUGACGGCACAAACUUUUUCCUGCAUCACCUGUGGAAAGACAUUUAGCUUAAAGAGAUAUUUAAAGAGACAUGAGAAGAAUCUUCAUUCAGAAGAGCACAGAGAGAAAAAGAAGCAGCAGUUUCCCUGUGAGCAGUGUGGGAAGAUUUGUUGCAAUAAAUUUAAUUUAGAGGGUCACAUGAGGACACACAGUGGUGAAAAGCCUUUCUACUGCACUGAAUGUGGAAAUUACUUCAGAGUCAAAGGAACUCUUAAAAGACAUCAGAAAAUUCACACUGGAGAAAAACCUUACAAAUGCUCUCAGUGUGACAAGACGUUUGCAAAUUUAGGUCUCUUAAAAGUCCACCAAAGGCAUCAUACUGGAGAGAAACCUUACGCUUGUGCUCACUGUGGAAAGCGCUUCUCUACUUCAUCUCAAUGUGAAGUUCAUAAAAGAGUUCAUACUGGAGAGAAACCUUAUCACUGCAGUGUUUGUAGGAAGAGUUUUAGUCAACUGAAAAACAUGCAAAGGCACAAGAGAAUUCACACGGGUGAAAAACCUUUCCAAUGCUCUCAGUGUGACAAGAUGUUUGCUCAGUUCAAUCACUUAAAAGCACAUCAGAGAGUUCACACAGGAGAGAAACCAUACCACUGUAAUGUCUGCGGGAAGAGUUUUAGUGGACACAGUUCCUUACGAAAUCACAAGAGACUUCAUACAGGUGAUAAACCUUUCAAAUGCUCUCAGUGUGACAAGACGUUUACUCAUUCAUGUUACUUACAAAUCCAUCAGAGGGUUCAUACUGGAGAGAAACCUUAUCACUGUAGUCUCUGUGGGAAGAGUUUUAGUGGACAACCUAGCUUACAAAGUCACAUGAGAAUUCAUACAGGUGAUAAACCUUUCAAAUGCACUCAGUGUGAAAAGACUUUUUCUCAUUUAUGUUCCUUAAAAGCCCAUCAGAGAGCUCAUACGGGAGAGAAACCUUAUCAGUGUAGUGUCUGUGGGAAGAGUUUUGGUCAUAAGUCUGCCUUUCUAAUUCACCAGAGAAUUCAUACAGGUGAAAAACCUUUCAAAUGCUCGCAGUGUGACGUGACGUUUACUCAUUUAGGUUCCUUAAAAUCCCAUGAGAGAGUUCACACUGGAGUAAAACCUUACUUCUGCACUCAAUGUGACAAGAGCUUCUCUAAGUCAUCUCUAUUCAGAGGUCAUCAAGAGAAAGUUCAUACUGGAGAGAAACCUUGCAACUCGUCUAUGGAUGUAACAUUGGGCAGCAACCUGUUGGGAAAAAAAGACGUCGACCAAUCACAGCGAAAGGAGUAUAAAUGGAGGUCGGAGCCAGCUGCAAAUGGAAGAAGAAGAAGAUGUGUUUGUGUAUCCUCUCAGCUUCUCUUGAGUGUAAACAGAGUCUUGCCUCUGAGGAUUUUAGCGUUGAUGAUGAGUAAACAGAGCUUACAUGAGGAUGAAACCUCCACAGAGUCUCUGGAUUCUGUCUGUACCGCUGGAGAACAGCAGCAGAUCCUGCAGACCAAACUGAAGAUGUGUUCAGUCAAACUCAUCGACUGCAGGGACAUCAUGAUGAAAAUAAAAACUAAACCCACAAAAGAGAAAGAUCACACUAAGGCAUCAGAUGUGAAGAGUGAUUCAUGUUUGGAUACAGAAAUAAUGUCCUCAACAUCAAAAGAGCGACUGACGGCACAAACUUUUUCCUGCAUCACCUGUGGAAAGACAUUCAGCUUAAAGAGAUAUUUAAAGACACAUGAGAAGAAACUUCAUUCAGAAGAGCACAGAGAGAAAAAGAAGCAGCAGUUUCCCUGUGAGCAGUGUGGGAAGAUUUGUUGCAAUAAAUUUAAUCUAGAGGGUCACAUGAGGACACACAGUGGUGAAAAGCCUUUCUACUGCACUGAAUGUGGAAAUUACUUCAGAGUCAAAGGAACUCUUAAAAGACAUCAGAAAAUUCACACUGGAGAAAAACCUUACAAAUGCUCUCAGUGUGACAAGACGUUUGCAAAUUUAGGUCUCUUAAAAGUCCACCAAAGGCAUCAUACUGGAGAGAAACCUUACGCUUGUGCUCACUGUGGAAAGCGCUUCUCUACUUCAUCUCAAUGUGUAGUUCAUAAAAGAGUUCAUACUGGAGAAAAACCUUAUCACUGUAGUGUUUGUAGGAAGAGUUUUAGUCAACUGAAAAACAUGCAAAGGCACAAGAGAAUUCACACGGGUGAAAAACCUUUCCAAUGCUCUCAGUGUGACAAGAUGUUUGCUAAUUCCAAUCACUUAAAAGCACAUCAGAGAGUUCACACAGGAGAGAAACCUUACCACUGUAGUGUCUGCGGGAAGAGUUUUAGUGGACACAGUUCCUUACUAAAUCACAAGAGAAUUCACACGGGUGAAAAACCUUUCAAAUGCUCUCAGUGUGACAAGAUGUUUGCUCAAUCCAAUCACUUGAAAGCACAUCAGAGGGUUCAUACUGGAGAGAAACCUUAUCACUGUAGUCUCUGUGGGAAGAGUUUUAGUGAAAAUGCUAGCUUACAAAGGCACCAGAGAAUUCAUACAGGUGAAAGACCUUUCAAAUGCACUCUGUGUGAAAAGACUUUUUCUCAUUUAGGUUACUUAAAAGCCCAUCAGAGAGCUCAUACGGGAGAAAAACCUUGUCAAUGUAGUGUCUGUGGGAAGAGUUUGGGUCAUAAGUCUGCCUUACUAAUUCACCAGAGAAUUCAUACAGGUGAAAAACCUUACAAAUGCUCACAGUGUGACAUGACGUUUACUCAUUUAGGUUCCUUAAAAUCCCAUCAGAGAGUUCACACUGGAGUAAAACCUUACUUCUGCACUCAAUGUGACAAGAGCUUCUCUAAUUCAUCUCUAUUCAGAGUUCAUCAAGAGAAAGUUCAUACUGGAGAGAAACCUUAACCCUCUAAUUUUUGUGGGAAGAGUUUACCUCCACCAUCCACUCCCCUGCCCUGUUGCAAGUUAUGUGUUUUUCAUGGUGUACUGAUGAUGUGUUUAUGUUGCUUAGGUGUUCUUCCUGUUCCCACAGGAUCAUAUAGUCUGGGGGUUGGUUUUUUUUCUCCUCCCCUCCCUCAUGUUAUGCUGUAUUUCUUUCUCAAUCCCCUGUCUUCCUGUCCUGUCCCCCCAUCAUAUUGUAUGUACUGUAUAUAUGAGCAGGUUGAUGGCUAAUUUCGCUGGUACCUUUGACCAGUCACAAUAAAGUACUACUACUACUGCUACUUCUGCUACUUCAUACAGGUGAAAAACCUUUCAAAUGCUCUCAGUGUGAAAAGGCGUUUGCUCAGUCAGGUACCCAAAUGCAAUGCUCUACCAUUGGGCUACACAUGAUAAUUAUGAGCAACAUAAUUGUUCGCGAGAGAAGGUGUGGCGUUUUGCAUGAUGUUGACCGGCGAAUGCAGACACGAUGGCUGGAUUGCAUAAACAUUACACUGAAAUUCGAUCACAAUACAUCCUUAACUCUGGACCA
Messenger RNA from Paramisgurnus dabryanus, 3794 nucleotides. RefSeq lists its product as uncharacterized. The record is from RefSeq and is a predicted model, not a curated record. NCBI's taxonomy places the organism in Eukaryota, Metazoa, Chordata, Actinopteri, Cypriniformes, Cobitidae. Gene Ontology annotation, molecular function: RNA polymerase II cis-regulatory region sequence-specific DNA binding; DNA-binding transcription factor activity, RNA polymerase II-specific. Gene Ontology annotation, cellular component: nucleus. Gene Ontology annotation, biological process: regulation of transcription by RNA polymerase II.